This is a messenger RNA of Talpa occidentalis (Iberian mole), 2324 nucleotides long. RefSeq names its product rabphilin 3A (gene RPH3A). The coding region runs from base 195 to 2294 and encodes 699 amino acids. Lineage: Eukaryota; Metazoa; Chordata; Mammalia; Eulipotyphla; Talpidae. Gene Ontology annotation, biological process: intracellular protein transport. The transcript has 21 exons. Gene Ontology annotation, cellular component: membrane. The record is from RefSeq and is a predicted model, not a curated record. Gene Ontology annotation, molecular function: small GTPase binding.
CAUGGUGCAGAGACCUCCUAGGCCCUGCCUCGUGAACUUCUCGUUUCCACAACUGCACCUCCGUGGAGCUUUCAAACCAAGUCAUCGGGAGUUAGCAUCUUCCCACCCAGCAGGGAAGGGAGGAGUUGGCAGGAAUUUGGCUCGCCCAUUCCCCCCUGCAAUCCUCCAGUGUUGUGAACCACUGCACCUCCACCAUGACGGACACCGUCUUCAGCAACAGUUCAAGCCGCUGGAUGUGUCCCAGUGACCGGCCUCUGCAAUCAAAGCUCCAGGGAGGCUGGCCCAUCCACCCCAGUGGGCAGCCGGACAGACAGAGGAAGCAGGAAGAGCUGACGGAUGAGGAGAAGGAAAUCAUCAACAGCGUGAUCGCUCGCGCUGAGAAAAUGGAAGAGAUGGAGCAGGAGCGAAUUGGGCGCCUGGUGGACCGUCUGGAGAACAUGAGGAAGAACGUGGCUGGGGACGGGGUGAACCGGUGCAUCCUGUGUGGGGAGCAGCUGGGGAUGCUGGGCUCCACCUGCGUAGUGUGUGAGGACUGUAAGAAGAACGUCUGCACCAAGUGCGGGGUGGAGACCUCCAACAACCGCCCACAUUCCGUGUGGCUCUGCAAAAUCUGCAUCGAGCAGAGGGAGGUGUGGAAGCGUUCUGGAGCAUGGUUCUUCAAGGGCUUCCCCAAACAGGUCCUCCCACAGCCUAUGCCUAUAAAGAAGGCCAAACCCCAGCAGCCAGUCAGCCAGUCUGCAGCCCCCGAGCAGGCCACCCCUGAGCCCAAGCACGCAGUCCGGGCUCCAACACGAGGUGACACUGAGGACAGGCGGGGCCUGGGUCAGAAGACAGGCCCCGACCCGGCCUCUGCUCCUGGACGAGGCAGCCACGGGCCUCCUGUGCGCAGGGCCUCUGAGGCACGAAUGAGCUCAUCCAGCCGUGAUCCAGAGAGCUGGGACCAAGGCCACGGCGGGGGUGCUGCAGGUGACACCAGCCGGACCCCAGCAGGCUUGAGACGGGCCAACUCAGUCCAGGCCCCCAGACCCGGCCCCGCCUCCAUGCAGAGCCCAGUGCCUGCACAGCCAGGGCAGCCAGGGCCUCCAGGAGGGGGCAGGCCCAGCCCGGCGCCAGCAGGGCGCUUCCCAGACCAGAGACCAGAGGCAGUUCCAAGCGACCCCGGCUAUACAGGGGCAGCCGCCCCUGCCCGGGAGGAGAGAACCGGGGGAGUUGGGGGCUACUCGGCAGCUGGAGCCAGAGAGGAUAGAGCCGGGCACCCAUCUGGCCCCUAUUCCCAAGCAUCUGCAGCUGCCCCCCAGCCUGCUGCCACCCCUGCCCGCCAGCCCCCACCACCGGAGGAAGAGGAGGAGGAAGCCAACAGCUAUGACUCGGAUGAAGCAACCACCCUGGGUGCCCUGGAGUUCAGCCUUCUGUACGACCAGGACAACAGCUCCCUACAAUGCACCAUCAUAAAGGCUAAGGGACUGAAGCCCAUGGAUUCCAAUGGCUUGGCUGAUCCCUAUGUUAAGCUGCACCUCCUGCCAGGAGCCAGCAAGUCCAAUAAGCUUCGUACAAAAACUCUACGGAACACCCGGAAUCCCAUCUGGAAUGAGACUCUCGUCUAUCAUGGCAUCACGGACGAGGACAUGCAGCGAAAGACCCUCAGGAUCUCUGUCUGUGAUGAAGACAAAUUUGGCCAUAACGAGUUUAUCGGCGAGACCAGAUUCUCACUCAAGAAACUGAAGCCCAACCAGAGGAAGAAUUUCAAUAUCUGCCUGGAGCGGGUGAUCCCAAUGAAGCGUGCCGGCACCACUGGGUCAGCCCGAGGCAUGGCCCUUUAUGAGGAGGAGCAGGUGGAGCGUAUUGGUGACAUCGAGGAACGUGGCAAGAUCCUGGUGUCCCUCAUGUACAGCACACAACAGGGCGGCCUCAUUGUGGGCAUCAUACGCUGCGUGCACCUGGCUGCCAUGGACGCCAAUGGCUACUCAGACCCAUUUGUCAAGCUGUGGCUGAAGCCAGACAUGGGAAAGAAGGCCAAACACAAGACCCAAAUUAAGAAGAAAACCCUGAAUCCUGAAUUUAAUGAGGAGUUCUUCUACGACAUCAAGCAUAGCGACCUGGCGAAGAAGUCGCUGGACAUCUCUGUGUGGGACUAUGACAUCGGCAAGGCCAACGAUUACAUCGGAGGCUGCCAGCUGGGCAUCUCGGCCAAGGGGGAGCGCUUGAAACACUGGUACGAGUGUCUGAAGAACAAGGACAAGAAGAUCGAGCGUUGGCACCAGCUUCAGAAUGAGAACCACGUGUCAAGCGAUUAACGGGGAGCCCCGGCUCCCGGCCCCACGCCC